AUGGAUAUCUCCAAGAACGAGUCCGUUCGCGAGUUCGAACGGAUGGACACCUUGGAGAAAUACAUAGAGAAUGACCGAGACGAUUCCGAUUCGAUUCGAUUCGAAGCUCUUGGAGAUGAUCUGCCUCCCGGUUACUUCUGGUCUCCUCGAUUCCUGGGUGCUAUGGCGGGUUUCUGUCUAUCUGCACUAUCGGCAUACAUCUUCUUGAUCCUGCCGACCAACGUUUUGACAUUUAUCAACGCCGAUAUUGGUCCGAGUCCAUAUAUCUCUUGGGUCAACAUUGCCCGAACGCUCUCCCUUUCCUUUACUUACACCAUUCUCGGCCGCUUGUCCGAUCUCUUCGGUCGACGAUGGUUCUUCAUCGGCGGCAAUUGCGUCGCUAUUGUAGGCAUCAUUGUUUGCGCCGUUGCGCAAAAUGUGAACACCCUCAUCAUCGGCGCAGCGAUCUACGGGUUAGGAGAGACGGUGCAGCUGAGCUUUAACGUUGCGGUUGGCGAACUGGUUCCCAACAAGUAUCGACCUAUGGUUCUUUCCUGCAUCUUCGCGACAAAUGCGCCCAUCGCCACCUUUGGCCCCAUCAUCGCUCGCAAGUUCGUCGAGAACCCCAAGCUGAGUUGGAGAUGGUGCUUCUACAUCAACAUCAUUGCCGUUGGUCUUGCCAUCGUCCUUCUGUACCUGUUUUACCACCCGCCAACGUUCGAACUCCUUCAUGACCGCAAAACCAAGAGACAGCUGCUCAAAGAGCUUGAUUAUCUCGGAAUUUUCUUGUGGACCGCCGGCUUGACCCUCCUCUUGAUGGGUGUCUCUUGGGGUGGAGUCAUGUUCCCCUGGGACUCCGCAGCAACUAUCUCAAGCUUGGUUAUCGGCGUUGGCCUCCUCGUUGCGCUCUUCUGCUGGGAGGCGUUCGCGAACCUUACAUAUCCUGCCAUUCCCGUCAAGUUCUUUGCCAACCGUGGCUUCAUGGCUCUCGUCUGCUGCGCAACGGUUGCCAGUAUGUUCUACUACUCGGCCGUUCUCCUCUGGCCUCAACAGGUUCAGGCCUUAUACACAACGGAUAUCAACUACGGUGGCUGGCUCUCUUCUACAGUGGCCAGCUCGACUGCACUUGGCCAGGUGUGUGCCGGUGCAAUCGUCAAGUGGGGAGGAAACGUCCGAUACUGGAUCAUCUUCUCGACCUUCGCCAUGGUUGGCUUCGUCGGCGCUCUCGCCUCUUUGACCCCUGAGACACUGAACACUGGUAUCGCCCUCACGAUUCUGGGCCCUUUCUUCGUAGGAUUCAUCGAGCUCGCGUCACUCGCUUUGGCACCCCUCUUCUGCAAGCCGGCAGACAUCGGUCUGGCCUCGGGUCUGCUGGCAUCCAUCCGUUCCGCAGGAGGUUCUAUCGCCGUUGCUGUUUACACCUCGAUCUUGUCCAACCGUCUCGCCACCACCAUCCCCGCGGCAAUCACCCAGCCAGCUACUGCUGCAGGAUUCCCCGCCAGCCAGAUUCCCGCGCUCGCAAAGGCAAUCCAAGGUAACAAGUUGAAGACCUUUCCAGGCUUGAGCACGGCUGUCAAGGAAGCCGUCUCUAAGGUCCUGCCUACUGCCUACUCCAAGGCAUUUGAGACCGUUUAUCUCGCUAGUUUGGGUUUCGGAGCUAUCGCCAUUGUCGGCUGCUUGUUCUCGAUGGAUGCCCAGAAGCACCUGACCAACAAGGUCGAGCGUCGCAUGAGACCCAUUAUGCCUCGACGGCCAUCUAUGUCGGCCUCCGUUCAGUCGGCCACGUCUCCCUCCUCGGUGGGCUCGUCGACGGUCCAGGAAAGUUCUGGGAUGACACAGCAGAAUGUCGAACUGCAGAAGAAGCGGGCCAGAGACAGAAAAUCUCAACAAGCCAUGCGUGAUCGUAACAAGUGGACGAUACAGAACUUAAACGACCAAAUCGCCUACUUGAAUUCUGCGAUGGAGGAGAGGAGCCAAGAUGUUGCCAUGCUUCAAACACGAAUUGGGGUUCUCGAGAGUGAGAACGCACAGCUCAGAGCACAGAAUGCUGCACUGCAGCUGAGCCUGAUGGGACGAAAUGAUAACUCUGGACCCGGCGAUGACUCCUUCGUAUUUGAAAGACGGCUUUCUGAUAGUCCAUGGGAGCUACCUUCCCGGAAUACUGCGCCGGGUUGCAUUGCGGACCAAGUCUUACAGGGCUUCGUGGAUUCCGUUCGAUCUGGCAGUAUUCUGACAUCCACAUCCUCCUAUACCCUCAAGCCCAAGGUUUCCGCAUUGGUGCAACAGCAAGGAAGAUCGGAAGAUGAUAUCAGCAACGUUGUUGCAGACGUCGUACGGACGUAUCCCGAGAUAGAGACCCUCCCGAAGCAAGUAGCCGUAUUUCAGAAUAUGGCACUACUUUUGAAGUGGAUGGUCCUCCUCGACAAGCAAAGUUGGGAUCUAAUGCCAUCCUGGUUGAGGCCAGUGCCUGCACAGCUCACCACACCACAUGCCGCCUGGAUUGAUAGAAUUCCUUGGCCUCGAGUUCGGGAGUAUCUUAUCGCGAAUCCCGACAUCACCCUCGACGACUGGGCAGCCACCUACAGCUCGAGCUUUGAUGUAAGCUGGACCUACGAGCCUUCAUUGGUCCUCAUCACUGUGGCUACAGAUGGUCCCGAAAUGUCUGAAAUAACCAUCAACCCGGUCUACGAAGAACAUCUACGGCAGCUGAAGAACUGGACGGUGGGCAGUCUGUUUCGCCAGCGAGUUCCCGAAAUCGCAGACCUCAUAGAUCGGGACACCCUGGAAAACGGAGUCUGUGGUGAAUUCAAUACUUCAUGA
Messenger RNA from Colletotrichum gloeosporioides, 2799 nucleotides. RefSeq names its product putative HC-toxin efflux carrier TOXA. Gene Ontology annotation, biological process: transmembrane transport; regulation of DNA-templated transcription. NCBI's taxonomy places the organism in Eukaryota, Fungi, Ascomycota, Sordariomycetes, Glomerellales, Glomerellaceae. Gene Ontology annotation, cellular component: membrane. Gene Ontology annotation, molecular function: DNA-binding transcription factor activity; transmembrane transporter activity. Bases 1 to 2799 code for a protein of 932 amino acids. The record is from RefSeq and is a predicted model, not a curated record. The transcript is spliced from 8 exons.